Messenger RNA from Danio rerio (zebrafish), 1820 nucleotides. The record is from RefSeq and is a predicted model, not a curated record. NCBI's taxonomy places the organism in Eukaryota, Metazoa, Chordata, Actinopteri, Cypriniformes, Danionidae.
UUGCAAGGGAUUUCCUGUUGUGAGGAUCUGCCGUUAGAUUGAAUGUAGACGGGACUCAAGCUCGUGCCACGUUACGCUACGGUGCGUUAGCCUCAAAUGUGUUCCCUGUCAUUUCUCGGUAAAGUGCUGUCCUUCCAUGGAUCCUCUCAAGUAUUUGAGCUGAAGUAGAAUAAUCGCGGGCAACAUAGUUGUCGGUAUCUUUAGUAGACGUGUAGCUUGUAAAUCUCAGGAAGAGGAAUAGUGUUUAGUCUAAUUCAGCGCAACUGCAUUAUGCAGAGUGGAGCCUCUUUUUCUCGCUCGCAAAUAAAAUAAUGGGAGAGAAAUGAGAAGGAAAACAAAAGCGCAGCGAAUUCUUGACUACGAAAAUGAAGAGGACGAAGAAGAGGAACAAAAACCGGACUGCUACAGUAAUAAUUUGUAUCAUGUCAACCCGACUGUCAAACAGAACGGUGCACAGAAAAGAAGGAAAAUGUAUCUCUCCAAAGAGAAAGCAGAAGAAAAUAUCUCAUCCGAAGCCGGGCUUCAGAAGUUGGACGUGAAGGUUAAUGAGCUGGAUUGUUCUUCCGCAGACCUCUACACUGACAGUCCUCCUACUUCUGAGACAGAGGAGGCUCAUUAUUUACAGUCCUAUUCCAAGAAGGAGCUUAUUGCGAUGGUCUUAUGUAUGCAGAGAGAAAUGGAAGACAUGAAGGAACAACUUAGGUGCCUUACAGCAUGUGGAAAGCUAGCAAGAAACUUGGAGACGCUGAUUGAGAAGACCCAGGUGUGGUCAAAUGGGAACAACGGGAUCUCUCCUGGGACCCCUGUUUCUCAAGGCACAACACAAGCACCUGGCGAGCCAGAGGCUGUGAUAGCAGAUGUAGGGUCUCUUCCAGCUGUUGUCAAUGGGCAAUGGCUGAAUCAGGGUCCUGGACCACAGAAACCUCAUGAGGCCACUCAGAAUGCACACAGAGAUGGACUCUACACAGAGUUUAUUACUCCCGAACUUCUGGAGAGGUGUAACACAGGAACCACUGCCCAAAAACUGACCAACGACCUGCUCCGUGGACUUUACGAGAGAGAAUGCCUUGCUUCCCACUCCAUAUCUGGCGUGGUGUACAAUAAAAGGGGCCAACCCAAACCUGCCCUCCCCACCGAAGAGGUCCAGGCAAUCCUGAGAACAGUUCAGUAUUUCUUCCCUGGCAAAACUGAUGCCGAGAUCAAGGGCUACAUCCGACAGAAACUACAAAACGAAGCCAAGAGGUUAAGGAAGAAACCAUCGCUCUCGGGCCAAUACGAUUCUAGAGAUCUCAAUCUACCAAGCCCCAGGUCUCACUUAGAUAUGACUGACCGCAAUUAAUAUGUACGGUUAGUGGAUAUCAUGUAUGUGUUCUCCAUUAAAAUAGCCUUAUUCGAUGUUACUCGGCCAUUAAAAAAGUCCUGGACUCUAAUGAAAUUGAUGUGCAUUGACAAUACUCUUCAAAGAAAGCCACAGUGAGUCGUUGGGGCGCUGACGGUUGUGGCGACACUGAUGUGAAAAUGCAAAUGAGCAAUUCCAGAUAAGUUGGCCUCUGGCUGCAACGAGCACAUUCGACGCUUAGAUAUCGAGUUGUUUAGAUAUUAAUGUGUCUCUGAUGUGAACGUCUGUUUUUUUGUUUUGUUUUUUAAAAACACUUUGUAUUUAACAGAUGUAGGACGUAAAAGUGUGCGAGGAGAAUUCUAGAGCGUGACCAUUGUAUUUUCAAUGUAUUUCUUAUUUGAAGAUGUUCUUUGGUCUAUACGACAGCAGCUUUAUGUUUGUAGUUUUUGGUUAUUAAAUGCUGAAAACACAGCUGUUGGUA